Ochlerotatus camptorhynchus is the source of this 1641-nucleotide messenger RNA. RefSeq lists its product as uncharacterized. The record is from RefSeq and is a predicted model, not a curated record. Gene Ontology annotation, biological process: DNA integration. The transcript has a single exon. The coding region runs from base 1 to 1641 and encodes 546 amino acids. Gene Ontology annotation, molecular function: nucleic acid binding. Lineage: Eukaryota; Metazoa; Arthropoda; Insecta; Diptera; Culicidae.
AUGGCAGAGCUUGAGUUGGUAGAAAUUCCGCGUUGCUACUACCAGGCUGACUCCAGCAUCAACGAAGCCAGGAUCGAGCUUCACACGUUCGUAGAUGCUAGUGAGCUUGGGUACGCAGCCGUUUCCUAUUUCCGGUUUGAAAGGAAUGGACAUGUUCAUUGUGCGCUCAUCGGCAGCAAGACUCGAGUAGCGCCCCUCAAGUUCGUCUCCAUUCCCCGGCUGGAGCUGCAAGCAGCAGUCAUCGGUUCACGCUUGGCCAAGAGUAUCGAGGCAGGCCACUCUAUCAAGGUCGACCGUCGUUAUUUCUGGACUGAUGCUCGGAACGUCAUGUGCUGGUUACAAUCGGAUCACCGCCGGUACUCUCAGUUCGUGGCUUUCCGCGUGGGUGAAAUAUUGGAAGAGACGGACGUUACGGAAUGGAGGUGGAUAGGUACAAAGGAGAACGUGGCUGACGACGGAACAAAGUGGCAGUACAAACCGGAUCUCAAGCCAGCAAGUCGUUGGUUCAACGGGCCAUCGUUCCUGUGGAGACCCAAAAUGGAAUGGCCGGAGUCGUCGCUAAAUGGCCAGGAAACCGCCGAAGAAAUCCGUUCAAGCGUGAUGCACCAUUCAGUUGGGAGAGUUCGUACCGUUUUGUUGCCAGAGAACUUCUCAUCGUGGUACCGCUUACGGCGAGCAACGGCUUUCGUCCAACGGUUCGUGAACAAUAUCCGGCUGAAGAAGGAAGGCCAACAACGGAAUGUCGGGCCGCUAACGCAGCACGAGUUUCUCAAUGCGGAAGUGUUCCAAAUCAAACGAGCACAGGAAGAUGUCUACGCAGAUGAACUAGCAAUCCUAGCAGCGGGUGAUCGCCGACUCCAGAAGAAGAACAGCCUGUUCAAGGUUAGUCCGUUCGUUGACAAGCGGGGCGUGAUGCGCAUCCACAGUCGGUUGGGCGAAUGCGACUUCGUAGACGAGAGCAGCAGGUAUCCCAUCGUGCUCCCUCGAGAGCAUCCCGUUACUGCUCUUCUCGUACGUGACGUUCAUCUGCGAUAUCAUCAUCAGUGCCACGAAACCUGUGUGAACGAAGUGCGCAAAGGAUUCCACAUCCCACGAGUUCGCAGGGUCUACGAUCGAGUGCGUCGAAAUUGUCAGUUAUGCGAGAUACAACGCGCUGCACCAGCACCCCCGAUGAUGGCUUCGUUACCGAAGGCAAGGAUGGCAGCCUUCGUGCGCCCGUUCUCGUACGUGGGCGUGGACUUCUUCGGACCGUUCUUCGUCGUUGUAGGACGUCAUCACGAGAAGCGCUGGGGUGUCAUCGUAACAUGUCUUACGGUUCGAGCGAUACACCUCGAAUUGGCUGCCUCGUUAAACACCAGCUCAUGCAUCCUAGCUCUGCGGAACUGCUUUGCUCGACGAGGAACUCCUGUGGAAAUCAUAAGCGAUCGUGGGACGAACUUUGUGGGUGCGGAUAAGGAACUUGAAGAGGCGGUAGCGGCGUUGGAUCAGAACAGACUUAUGGCGGAAUUUGUCACGACAAGAACAACGUGGCACUUCAACCCUCCUGCAUCGCCGCAUAUGGGUGGCUGUUGGGAGCGGCUCAUUCAAUCCGUGAAGAAAGUUCUGUCCCAGAUCAAACCGAAACGAGUACCGACGGAAUAA